Molecule: messenger RNA, 1147 nt
Organism: Pseudopodoces humilis (Tibetan ground-tit)
Lineage: Eukaryota; Metazoa; Chordata; Aves; Passeriformes; Paridae
Gene: INO80C
Product: INO80 complex subunit C
Biological process (GO): chromatin remodeling
Cellular component (GO): Ino80 complex
Source: RefSeq, a predicted model, not a curated record
AUGGCGACUGUGGUCCCCGCCGCCGCCUCGUCUCCCGCCGGCGCCGCAUCCCGCAGCAAGAAGCGCCCGGCAAGCCCGGGCACCGGCGGCGGCCCCGCCAAGAAAAAGAAGGCGACGGCGCCUGGCGGCUCGCAGAGUGCAGGUGGAGAGGCUGCAAGUGAAAAUAAAUUUCUGAAUACAGACUCCAGCACAGGAUCAGUGGAAACUACUGCCAAGCCAUUACCAUUUAAAGACCCAAACUUCAUCCACUCCGGCAUUGGUGGAGCAGCAGCUGGCAAGAAGAACAGAACGUGGAAGAACCUAAAACAAAUUCUUGCUUCUGAAAGGGCAUUGCCAUGGCAACUAAAUGAUCCUAGCUAUUUUAAUAUUGAUGCUCCUCCUUCAUUUAGACCUGCUAAGAAAUAUUCAGACAUCUCAGGACUUCCAGCAAAUUACACAGAUCCACAGAGCAAGCUAAGAUUUAGUACUAUUGAAGAAUUUGCCUAUAUUCGGAUGCUCCCUUCAGAUGUGGUUACAGGAUACCUGGCUCUAAGGAAAGCAACAAGUAUUGUUUCCUGAACAGACUAAAUAUUCCUGUAUAUUGCUUGUGAACAGUGCUGAUUUGGAGUACCAUGAUGGAAGCUGACUGUGGGACUGAGAUUGUUUAAAACUAUCCAUGGAUUUUUACAUCUGGAAGUAGUUGAUAAUACAUGCAUUUGAAGAACACACGGAUUUUGUUUUCAUAAAUGCUGAUAUUUGUUAGUUUGCCAAUUUGUUAGCAAUUUAGUUUGGUGAACAGAAUAACUUAGACCUUAAGGAUAUGUAUCUAUACUAUAAUGUCUCAUUUAUAUUAAUUUCUGUAAAGGUGGGAUUUCAUCUCCACCCUAUAUAUUUUAUGUACUACCCUGGCUCAGAAGAAGCUGUCAUUUGAAUUAAGGAAAAGGCAACAAGCUAUCCAAAUGUCUAAAGCUGCCUAACCAGAUGUGCUUGCCACUUUGGAUAUGAAGUUUGUCCCAUCUGUAAAAUGAAGCUAAAAUAUCUAGCAAGUGCUGCCAUUGUGAUGACUUUUCAGGGUUCUGUGGCACUGUGAAAAUGAGGACACAAAUGUUUAUAUUGAAUUAACUGUCAACAUAAAUAAAGUUGGUCUCAAACCUGCUUGUAAAAUACA